UGCCGUCGGAGCGUUCCAGCAUGGAGCGCGAGCCGAGCGCCACGGCAGCCGCCCCUGCUGCGGCCGCGCUCUUCGCCUGGGGUGCAAAUAGCUAUGGGCAACUUGGCCUUGGCCACAAGGAAGAUGUGCUUUUGCCCCAGCAGCUGAGCGACUUCUGUAAUCCUGGAUGUGUCAAGAGGAUCACGGGAGGAGGGGGUCACUCUGCUGUUGUCACAGAUGAAGGAAGCCUUUUUGUCUGUGGCCUGAACAAAGAUGGGCAACUGGGGCUUGGUCACACCGAGGAUGUCCUGUACUUUACCCCCUGCAAAUCCCUCCUUGGAUGUCCCAUCCAACAGGUGGCCUGUGGCUGGGAUUUUACCAUUAUACUUACAGAAAAUGGUCAAGUUCUAUCAUGUGGAUCCAAUUCCUUUGGCCAAUUAGGAAUUCCUCAUGGGCCUCGAAGAUGUGUGGUCCCCCAGGCCAUUGAGCCCCUGAGAGAGAAGGUUGUUAGUAUUGCUGCUGGACUCAGGCAUGCUUUAGCUGCAACAGCUAGUGGCAUGGUGUUCCAGUGGGGAACUGGUUUGGCAUCAUCUGGACGGCGGUUGUGCCCUGGGCAGACUCUCCCACUGUUUUUGACAGCAAAGGAACCAAGCAGAGUGACAGGCCUAGAGAAUUCUCAAGCAGUAUGUGUUCUUGCUGGCUCAGACCACUCAGCUUCACUGACAGAUGCAGGAGAGCUGUUUGUUUGGGGAAGCAACAAGCAUGGGCAACUGGCUUCCCAUGCUGCUUUCCUUCCUGUGCCCCGGAAGAUAGAAGCACAUUGUUUUCGGAAUGAAAAGAUCGCUGCUGUCUGGAAUGGGUGGACACACCUAGUUGCUCAGACAGAAACUGGCAAGGUGUUUACCUGGGGCCGAGCAGACUACGGUCAACUGGGGAGGACAUUGGAGUCUCAUGAAGGCUGGAAACCAAAGAAGCAGGAUCCAUCCAUCCGCUGCUCCAGGCCAUCAAAGAGCACACCUUCCUCUCUGCAUUGCUUAACGGGAGCAACUGAGGUCUCCUGUGGCUCAGAGCAUAAUCUGGCAGUGAUUGUGGAAGGUGUGUGUGAUUAAGUCAUCCUGGGAGAAGAAGGCAAAUACAGCUGAGCCCUGAAGGAUGAAGCAGGAUUUGACCAUCAGGAGACGGAGGAGGAAAGGGGUCUCUGCCCUGCUCUUCCUCCUACACCCUACGCCCCGCCCAGGCUUCAGCCACCACUGCUCUGGUGUGACAGGACGCCGACUGCCAUGGGCCGUUUGCUGCAGGACCUGGCCAGCUGUGACCCUGGCGGAGCCUCCUCCCUUGCUUGUCAGAUUUGGUGCAAUGCCCUGAAACAUGUACUGCAAAGUGACAGAGAUUCUUCCUGGCAGCUCUGGGAAGGUUUACAGUAGGAGGGGAGACACAUGGGGCCCUUGGCAGGGGAUGGCAGGUUGGAAGGAGCUACCUUUUCUAGUGAUUAUGCCUGCCCCUCCUAAGGGGCUGAGAGGCAGGAGCUAUUGCUUUGCAUGUGUGAUGUUAGACUGAGGGUGUUUCGUGUCUUUAUUUUAAAACUGGUUUCUCAGUCUCCUGUGCAGUUUUCUGUCAGCUUGUUGCCAUGGAGAAAUCGGUUGCGGCUGAAAGCUCUGUCCCUCUCUGUGUCAGCAUUUCUGGACCUGCCAGCUGCCUCCUGCCCCUUCUACAAAUGGGGGGAGCACAGACCCUCCCUCUGCAAGGCCUGGAGCUGCGUCGUGACUCCCUGUCAGGGAGGAGCCUCCUUUAUCCACACAUCGGCUCAGCAACUCUGCCUUGAGUGCCUUCAUGUGCCAGGCACCGUGCUGGGUGCUGCAAGGACAACGAUGACUGUGGCUGGGGACACAUGCAUCUUCAGGCAGGACCCGCCGGCAUGCUGUCACACCGUCCUGUUCAUCAGCCUCAUUCUUACUUCAGAAUUUAAAGGACCGGGUUCGUUUCUCUUUCAGUCUUGGUCGCUGCUCGUUUAGAAUCUCCCUGGAAGUCACCUCCUAGUCUCUGCACUCCUAGAUCUCGUUUCUUCUCUGUGUCCCCAGUGCCCAGCACAGGGCCUGGGGCAAAGAGGGGCUCACCCAGGAAGUGUCCGUCUAAUGGAAUCCUUCCUCAGACCUGUCCGUCUGUCCUGUCUUUACUCCUCAGUUCUGAGCACAGAGACAGCGUGUGUGGCAGCGUCAGCCAGUGGAUAAAGGAAGGACUUUGGGACCAGAUACAUCUGUGCUUGAGUUUUGGUUCCACUUUUUCCUAGCUCUGUAAUCUCAAGCAAGUGGCUUUUUCACCUGGAGGCUUAAUCAAACCCAAUACAUUUCUUUAACUCCACAUCACCAGUCUGUCAGUAAUUCAGUAAUUUUGACAUUUUAAAAAACAACAUAUAACUUACUGGUGGCCAUUAACUCCAUCAGGUGCUCUCCUUCUAUACCUGUAUAGGACCCAGCUGAGAAAAGGUGCCCUGCAGAGAGUCCUGGGUUGGGAUCAAGAGACCUGGACUAUGCCCUGGCUGUGACCCUAAUGAAUUGUAUGACCUGAUCAAAUCCCUUUCCUUACCAAGACCUCAGUUUCCCUAUUCGAAAAAUUCAGGUAUUGGAUUGGGUGAUCUUGAAGGGUUCUUUUUGCUCUAAAAGUCUGAAGACUCGGCUUUAAAGGAAAAAUCUUCCCUCAGCUGCUGCUACCACCAUCACCAAUGCCCCAGGCUAGAGGCUGACCUCAGCAUGAACCCUUCUGCCAGCCUCUGGAAGCUGCUUUCCCAGGAAGCUCUGGGCUAGAACCCUGGCACUGGAUGCAAAAAUCUCUUUCGGAUGUAAAAGUCCCUUUGAAUGCAUCAUCUCUAUUCCCACCCCCAGUCCAGUGGCUGGGCUUGGCUUGCAUCCCAGAACAGUGGAGAAUUGCUGGAAGGAGGGUUUUUUCCCUUCUUCACCUGUGUCUUGCUUUUCCUUCGGACCUGAUGCCUUCAGGAGCCUUUGGCUACUGAGGAUUCUAUUUCCCAAGCUCCCUGCGAUCCAGGGCUCUGUGCUAAGCACUGAGAAGGAUGCAGAGAUAUAGAAGUCAUUGUCCCCACAGUCUCACAAUCUGUGACGUAGACGGGCGAAACAAACCAGAGCUUGAAGGUCGCAGGAGGCUGUCCAGGGAAUCUAGUCGUAGCUCUUCUCUUGGGCAAGUUCUUCCCUCUACAGACCCAAGCUUCCUCUUCUGCACAGUUGGGAGGAUUGCGCCAAUGAUCGCUACGUUCCCUUCCAGCUCUGAAACUUCCAUUCUAAGUGCUCAGUGAAGGAGUGAUUGUUGUAGACUUUCUAGAGAAAGGAGGACUUGAGCUGAGCCUUGAAGGCUAGGCUAAGAUUUGGCCUGGCCCAGGAGAGAUAAGGGAGGGUGGUGUAUGAACACAGGCAGAGACUGGCAAGGCGGGAGGCCCUGCUCACUAGAGCAAUCUCUGAGCAGGCGGCUCUUGCCUUCCACCUGAGGACCCUCGUCCCCAGGAGCUUGGGGCACUGGUGGUACCUGCAGGACAGAGAAGCAAACGAGGCAGGCGGAAACCAGGGCUCCCUCCCUACCUGGACGCCCCAGUCUGAUGUAUAUCGUGGCAGAAGGACCUCCACCAGGAAGACACGGGGUCAAAGCCAGGAGAGGCCACCCCUCUCCGGGUCUUUUCCUUCUCACUCCUAUCAGCAGGUCUUGGUCAGAAGGACCAGGGCAGUGUGUGAAAGGGUAAGUCUUCCUGGGAAAGCUGCCCUUCGUUCGUGGUCUGUUCCUCUCCAAACGUUUUUCUGAACUCAGGGUGACAAGAGGAAUAUUUCAACUUGUCUUUGGGUUAGAUUCUAGACUCAGUCUACCAGGACGCGUGACUCAAGGAAUCACACACCCUAGACCUAGAGGUGACCUCCAUCCUCCCAGUCUUCUGACUAAGGCUGUCUGAUCCUCUCAGCACCCGCCCCUAACCACAGCUUCACAGAUCCUGCCUCCUUGUUUCUCUCCAGCCAUCCCUCUUCUGCAUCCUCCUGUCUCCAAACAGGUCUCCCUAGUCCCUCCUCCACCGUCAGUCUAAAGCGUUCAGAAAAGUGCCUGGCACAGCGUAAGGGCUCCAUAAGUGUUAUCUAUCAGGACGACAAUGACAGUGAUGAUCAUUAUUAUCCAGAUUUUGCUUCUGAAGCACAGCUCUGAUUCUGCUGCUUUCUUGCCCGAAAGCUUUAGUGGCUUCUGUGUGGCUCCUGAGUAAAGUCCAAGUCUUCAGUCAGGCCUUUGGAGGAUUGUAUUUCCCGAACCAUUGGCAAUGAUGCGCACCCUGCCUGUCACUCCAAAUUUAUUUCUUCUACCACUUUUUACAUUUCUUCCAAACUGAACUAGCAUCAUUAGCUCUAUAAGCUCCCCCUACCUCCUCUGCUAGGCCUUUGUUCCCACUGUGCUCCCUACUUGGAAUGCCCUUCUUCCUGUCUCCCCUAACUUCCUUUUUCUGCUAGGAAGUCUGCUGAUCCCCUAGACUCGAUGGCAGAUGCCACGAACAGUUCAUCCUAUACCCCUGAUGGCAUCUACCAAAUAAAACUCAAUAAAUGUUUUAUGAAUGGCUGGGAAGACCUGGUUCAGCCCCUGUUUUCAAGCAGGAUAGAGUUUGCAUGAGGCAAGCUCGGUCGCCAAGGCCUGUCCAGCCAGGCCUCUAUGCCUGUAUAUUUCCUUAGAGGUUCUGGAAGUUCCAUGGGGUCUGUGGGCACACAUUCAGUUAGCUAGUUCCAUGUGCUCAUGAUCCCUUUAUUCUGUGUACAAGCAAACUGGCAGGAGAAGGUACAAACCCAGGGGAACCAUAUCAGCUGUGGAGUUAGCUCCUGCUAGGUGGGGAUGGAGAUCAGCCAUCCGAGGUGUAGGGGCCUGUAUGAUCCUGGGAAUGUCAGUAUCCUGGAGAGCCCAUUUGGGGUCCUUCAGCAGGCGGGCCAGGGCUCUGACAGAGGAAUCAUAAGGUAAUUAUCAGGCAUUCAAAUUCCAAGUGUCCAGCCAGAGAGCAACUUGGGGGACAGAUGAAAGGGUCAGAUAAAGGUUCAGGUGGUGGGAUGGCAGGAGAGUCUAGGCAGGAUGUCAGGGUUCUGCCCAGCCAGCUAGAGUUUGACUCAGGCCUCUAUCCCCAGAAGCCCCUAGUUUAGGGCUCACUAGUCCUAUGGCUAGGCAUUCCCAGUGGGAGUCAGCAGGGAUGCUAUUAAAGGGAAAUGAGCUCCCUUUCCGGUCAGGAUUGACUUGGAAAUAGACAUGACCUCAAUUUGGAAACAGCUUCUGCUGGGCUUCAGGUCCCUUAGGCGAGCAGGUCUAGGGGAAGCAGUGGCUGACAUGUCCUCAGGCCCAGAAGUGAGUCCUGCCUCCCCUCCUGGGUCACAGUCUGGCCCACCAGGCCUUUGCCUCCAUUUCAAACUCAAGCCAUGAUCAUGCCUCCCUCUGGGCCACCAUUUGGAAAAGCCAAUCUCAGGCUGACACUUGCUGCCUGUAAAUGGUGUGGAAUUAGGCUAAUCAGUGGCUCUUAAUUCUCCAACAAAUGUAGAUGCUGUGCUAAUUGCCAGGGUCCAUGCCAGCAGAUCCCUGGUUGGUGGCAUCAAACAAGAGAAGUGGUAAUUUGGGGGCUGGAGUGGGGGAGGGCCUGCUUUGUUGGCUGAGCCAGUUAAAACCGUAUUACCCCUUGAGCGAGACACAGUGCAGAGAGCCAGAGCCUGGCCCCCUUCUCAGCCAAGGGGCUGGGGGAGAGGCCCACAAGUGUGUUUGCAGGAGCUGAACCUCAGCACCAGCGGAGCAGUUUUCGGUCCAUUAAUGGGGUUUUGUUGUCAUUGUUGUUCCCCAAGGAAGAUUCCACCAGCAACCUGGCAUGGCACUGCCAGGGCAGCUCACUGGGGAUAAAGCAUCCCAAACCUUGGUCUGCUGUUACCAUGGCAACAUGGCAUUUCCAGACUCUCCAGGCAACCUUACUGGCAUCUGCUGCUGUGAAAGAUUCAGAUGGAGAAGGGCCACUGCUCUUUCUCCAUUAGAGACGGAGCAAAUUGGGAAGACAGGGAGCCAUGUACCAAGGACCAGGAAAAUGCUGUUCCAUUGAUGUGAGGGCUUCUUGAUGAAAUAGAAUUUGAAUGUCUGUUAUAGUCUCUUGGGGAGAGCUGCAGGAUCAGAAGAGGACCCCUAGAGGAGAAAAAUAAGGGGAGAUGGGGGAACGUAAGGGGACAGUGUGACAAAGGCCUUACUGGGGAGGUAGCUGGAGUGUGGAGAUGGCAUGGGCAGUUCAGUUUGGUGGGAGAAUGGACGUUGGUGGAGGUGGGCAAGUGUCAGCUAUGCCUCUCUGAAACCUGCUGGUUUGAACCCUAUGUGGCAAAAGUCCUACCUUUGGCCUCAUUCUACCCAGAUUAUGUCCUAUGGCUUCCUCUCCUGAGGUAUGGGAACUGAUCUCCACACCUCACACUUCACGUCAGGUGGACAUUUCUUGCUUUCUGUCUUGGUUCGUAGUUGUUUGCAGUACGCCCACUAGAAUCAUUGACCCUCUACAUUCCACAGAGAGAGCUGAAACCCAGAGAGGAAGGUGUCUGCCUAAGGUCCCCAGCAAUACGGAGGCCAUGGAAGACAGGGGUUAGAGCUUAGGAUCUGAGACAGACUGACCUGGGUUCGAGUCCUGGCUGCAUCACUUAGUUUUCCAGUGAGCCUGAGCCUCAGCUUCUUUAGGGGUGAAAUAGGAAUCUUGAACAUUCCUACCCUGUUGGGGUAUUAUGAGUGUGAAAUGAGACCAUGGAAGUAGUACAGCAAAGUUCUUGGUAUAUAGUAAGAACUCAGGAAAUGUUGGUAAUUAAGAGACUGGGAAUUCCUUAACAAUGGGGACUAUCUUAUUCAUCCUUGCUCAUUCCUCCUCUUACUUCCUUGCAUAGCUGAGGCACCCAAAUACUACUCUCUCUGGAAUUGAUACUAGAAGGAUGUUUGUUAACUGGAUGAAUGCAUGAAUGCUCGAAAUAAAGAACUGUUCACUUUGAUGGGCUGUAUGCUCCUGUUGAAUGUUUUCAGCUUCGGUGAUGUUUGGUCUCCAUCGGACUGGAACCAGGCCAAGCCGAGAGUCUGUCCUGUGUAGCUCAGCUGCACAGUAAAGUGACUUGCUGUUCAGGUCCCAUACCUACCAGCCCUGUGACCCAGGGCUUAUACUCUCCAGAGCUGUGGGUUUCUUUUCUUUCUUUUUUUUUUUUUUUGUGUAUGCGGGCCUCUCACUGUU
Aethalodelphis obliquidens (Pacific white-sided dolphin) is the source of this 7219-nucleotide messenger RNA. RefSeq names its product secretion regulating guanine nucleotide exchange factor (gene SERGEF). Lineage: Eukaryota; Metazoa; Chordata; Mammalia; Artiodactyla; Delphinidae. The transcript is spliced from 11 exons. The record is from RefSeq and is a predicted model, not a curated record. The coding region runs from base 21 to 1088 and encodes 355 amino acids.